GUCAGGAGGAGCCGUGUAUCUCACUCCAUCAUCUCCUUUCUAAGGCAGGCAGGCACCACCGACCAAUCAGCAUAAUGACAUCCAUCAGUCGGUCCUCUUACACGACCCGCUCCUACGGAGGCGGAAACCUGGCCGGCAGUAUCCGCAAGGGUCAGGCUAUGAGUGUUUAUGGCGGUGCAGGUGGAUCUGGCUCAAGAAUCUCCACUGGCGGUUAUGUAUUGGGAGGUGGUGCUGGUGGCAGCAGUUACGGUUUUUCCAUCGGAGGGGGUGCAGGCUACGGCUUUGGCGACGGCCUGGAUAUCCAUGUUGGAGCAAAUGAGAAGGCCACUAUGCAGAACCUGAACGACCGCCUGGCCUCCUACCUUGACAAGGUGCGCAGCCUUGAGAAGGCCAAUGCCGAGCUGGAGUUGAAGAUCCGUCAGUUCUUGGAGAACAAGGCCUCCCCCCUUGCCCGUGACUACUCUGCUUAUCAGGUCACCAUCGCCGACUUGCAGGGGAAGAUCCAGGAUGCCACACGCAUCAACGGAGGCAUCUAUCUAGCCAUUGACAACGCUAAACUGGCAGCAGAUGAUUUUAAAACUAAGUACGACAACGAGCUGGCCAUGCGUAUGUCUGUGGAGUCAGAUAUCGCCGGUCUGAAGAGAAUGUUGGAUGAGCUGACACUGGUCCGCUCAGACCUGGAGAUGCAGAUUGAAGGCCUCAAGGAUGAGCUUGUCCACCUCAAACGGAACCACGACGAAGAAAUGGCAGCUAUGAGGUUACAGAUGACUGGACAGAUCAACGUAGAGGUAGACGCCAAACCACAGGUUGACCUGACCAGAGUCAUCAGUGAGAUCCGCGAGCAGUACGAGAGUGUGGCCGCGAAGAACCAGCGAGACCUGGAAGCCUGGUUCCAGAACAAGUGCGAAACAUUAAACAAGGAAAUGGCUGUCAGCACAGAAACUCUCCAGACCUCCAGGUCGGAGAUCUCUGAGAUCCGUCGCAGCCUGCAAGCCUUGGAAAUCGAACUACAGUCUCAACUUAGCAUGAAAGCGUCCCUGGAAAACACACUAGCUGAAACCGAAGCCCGAUAUUCCAUGAUCCUCCAAGGACUCCAGGGACAGGUGACAAGUCUUGAACAACAACUGACACAACUGCGCGCCGAGAUUGCAAACCAGACCAGCGAAUACAGCAUGCUCCUUGACAUUAAGACCAGACUUGAGGCGGAAAUUGCAGAGUACAGGAGACUGAUGGAUGGGGAGGGCAGCAUUGGUUCCAAAUCCUCCACUGCCAAGGUGCUGGUGUUCACAGAAGAGAUACAUGACGGCAGGGUAGCGUCCUCCAAAACCAUCUCCUCAUAAGAAGCCUCACACAGCAAACAAGAGCAUAAAGGGGAGUGACACCUGACGACGACCUUUUCAUCUCAAACAAAUGAAAUGAUGCAAUAAAAAGGCCCCUUGUCUGCCAACCUAC
Molecule: messenger RNA, 1452 nt
Organism: Hippocampus comes (tiger tail seahorse)
Lineage: Eukaryota; Metazoa; Chordata; Actinopteri; Syngnathiformes; Syngnathidae
Product: keratin, type I cytoskeletal 13-like
Exons: 7
Coding region: 75-1340 (421 amino acids)
Cellular component (GO): cytoskeleton
Molecular function (GO): structural molecule activity
Source: RefSeq, a predicted model, not a curated record